AUGAGUUCUUCCUCAAGCAACUAUAAUUUAUUCAAUCACCUUAUGUCAGUCUGGUCUUAUGAGCGUGACCACCAGCAAGUUCUGAGUGAUCUUAUUGAUCUUCAGAAUGAGGAUGCUUAUGUAAGCUCGCUUUCCCUUCCCGAGGAAGCGAAGCUCUGCAAUGAGCACGUCAAACGAAAUUGGUUGUCUUUGUACGUUCGUUAUUUGUCAGUCGCCAAGCGCCUCGAAGCUCGAAAUAACACUGAGUUACAAGCGCAAAAGAUAUCUGAUGUGCGAACGCUGCUGAACUGUAGUCUAGGCCGUUUGCUAGAGAUCAAGGAAGUGAUUGUGAAGCACUGCGGCAAUUUUCUCCCCAUAGAUGAUACUUUGUUGGACCUAAAAAUGACCCCGGACGAGGUCGAACCGCCCAUUUGUUCCUAUUUUCUAGAGGAUCGUGAGGAGGAACUUCGUGAGCGGCGUAGUUUCAUUGCCUCACUGCAAGCCCACUUCAUGGAGACCGACAACGAUGCCCCCGUCUCGGAGGCCCAGCGGCACCCUCAGGCGCUUGUGGACCCUUCCAAAGCCGUCGCCGCCUUCGUCUCUGGAAAGCUUCAGGUCGAGAAGGAUCGGCCCUCCGUGUCGGCCUCCACGACGGUCUCCAGCACUGACGUGAAGCCGCCUUUUACCCUGGAUGAGGCUGUCCUCAUCCUGCAGACCUGCGAGCGCGGGCGCCAGGCCCGCCGACGGGCAACCUUCCAGCUCGCGUUGCACCAUCGCGAGCGACACCUCGCGCAGCACGGCAACGAGUUCAACACCAUCACCGGCAAGGACCGCGCGGCCGCCGUGGUACAGCGCAUCGUCCUGGGCUACCUUGAGCGAAAGCAAGCAAAACAACGAUAUGAGGCGGAAAGAGAGUUCCUAGGCUUGGUGCCCACGGAAGAGAUACGCAGUAAUAGAGAAGCAGCAAUGGCGGCGGUUCAUGUGCAAGAGAACAAGCUACGUCAGCGGAUGAAUAUAGUAGAGCUCCGUCAAAAGGCACAAAAUAUUGAGCAUAAUAUCAAAUACAAGGAAGGCCCUAAAACGAUAGAAGAGAUGCUGGAUGAGAUCCUUAUGCAUAUGGCUUACCUUAGUAUGGAGAGUAAGGGUGAUCCUUCGGAAGCGGCUACAGCGCUCCUGGAGUUUCCAUCCCCCCAGGAAGGGGGCAGCCUCAAAUUGCUAGAGCGGAUGCCAACCACGUCGAAGGACCCCGCAGCGGGGGUUGGCGGCCGGAGGGGCCAAGCAGCGGCCCGCAGGCCGCCCAGCAGUGCGCCUGCCGCCGACACCGCUCCCCCCAGGCCUUCGUUGGUGAACAACGGUCGAUCGGCUUCGCGUGUGGGAAGUGUGGGGCGUGAAAGUCGAAACGGCAGCACCGUUCUCAUGAAACCGCAGCUAAAAGGCUCAGAGGGGGAUACACAGAGUGGUGAGAUGAUGGGGUCUUGCUUUUGGAAACAAAUAAAAGAAACCGAAGAACGCUACCAAAACGUCUGGUUACCACAUUACCAUCGACAUUGCCUCGAAGAGGGGGACCUAAACCGUCAGGUUGAUGAGGUAAUGCUAAAGCAGGAGCUGCUAGAAGGACCUCACGGUAUCUUGUCGGAGCUUCGGAACUGUGUGGACGAAUUGGUGAUGAUAGAGGUACAAAACUUACAGGAAAAAAUGAAGAGCGAAAAGAACUCCAAGAAAAAAGGGAAGAAGACAGCAAAAACGAAAAAGAUGAAACUGAAAGACCCGACUAAAGGAGUCAAUUUGGAGACCGCCAUCAACACCGUUGUGUACGAGAACAAGUGGCAGCUAGUACCUGUAGAGGUACGACUACGAAGUUUUGUCGGUUCUGACAACCUCAUGUCCAAUCCAUAUGGUCAAAUGUUGCGCCAGCAACGUCCAGAUGAAGAAAUCACAAAGAAAUGGCAGAGAAUUUUGCGCAAUUGGAACGAGUCAGUCGAGAAGGCGAUGGGGGGAAUAAAAAAGGAGGCGUUUGAAAAGCUUUUUCAGGCCUACAUAGAUCAAUCAACAUGGUUGAAGGAACCAUCCUCUGCACAAAUCCGGCGCGCAGUAGCGGAGUACGGGAUACUGCCGCUUGGGUCUCAGAUACGUCAUGACCUCGUGCCACAUAAGGAUGCGCUUCUUUUCUAUGGGGUUUCUGCCUCUGGAAAAACGAUGAUGGCGUAUGCUAUGUGCAACGAAGCAGGAGCAAAUUUUUUUAACCUCUCUCCCUCCAAUUUCAGCUCAGUCAAGGGCAUUCCCAAAAUAAUACAAUUAGUUUUUUAUGUUGCCCGCAUGAAGGGGCCUUCGAUAAUCUACAUUGAUAACAUCGAAAAGGUGUUUCCUAGUAAGAAAAAUGGCAAAAAAAAAAGGACCCACUAA
Molecule: messenger RNA, 2382 nt
Organism: Phytomonas sp. Hart1
Lineage: Eukaryota; Euglenozoa; Kinetoplastea; Trypanosomatida; Trypanosomatidae
Source: the annotation of a GenBank genome assembly